Argiope bruennichi is the source of this 1270-nucleotide messenger RNA. RefSeq lists its product as uncharacterized. The transcript has 4 exons. The coding region runs from base 274 to 1179 and encodes 301 amino acids. The record is from RefSeq and is a predicted model, not a curated record. NCBI's taxonomy places the organism in Eukaryota, Metazoa, Arthropoda, Arachnida, Araneae, Araneidae.
UGAUGUUUCAGCGGUGUAAAUAAACAUGCCUCCUGGAGCGAUGUCAUUUAAUAUUUUUUCCUUUUAUUUAUGAAAUGUAAAUAUGUGUUGACAUUUCAUUCAGAUUAUGCUUAUGUACCAAAAAAUUUUCUGAAAUCGAAUUAUUACUAUUUUGGAAUUCAAUUUCAGUUUAGGUUCAAUUCAUCAAUAUUUUGUUGAGAAUGAAGCACGAUACUCAGUUUUAAAUUUUGUUUAUUGAACCAUUCUAUUUAUUUUACAAAUUUUGUAAUCAUCAUGAGUUACCGUAGUCACAUCUAUCCUAUCUGUAAAAUUACUCCAGUAUUUGAUUCUAUUGUGUUGGAGGAAUACGUCUUGACUGUCGAUUUUUACUUACCACUUGAUCUUAUUAACAGUUUAGAACAACCAGAUUAUUUUACUGAUGAUUUUGACACUCAUCACUUCUCUGACGAUGCAUCAAAUGGUCAUGUCACUGAAUAUUUUCCGAGUCUAACUGUUUGUCCUUGUAUCAUAAAUGCAGUCAAUGAUAAUUACUCUAGAAAGUUGAAUAUUAAAUUGGAUGCACUUUUAUUUUCGAUCAUCACGUGGGAAUUGAGAAACUCAAAAGUAUUUCGUUCAAAUGUUCUUUCAAACUUCUAUUCUUUUUCGAGGAAAAGAUUUGCUGGUCAGAAAAUAACAUGCACAUUAUGCCAAAGAUUGUUAUGGAUAUUGUGUGUUACUGUAUAUUUGAAAUUACCCAACAAAAACAUUAUUGAUCAUAAAUGGAACAAAAGAUUAGAAAUUCUAGUGCAUGAAAAAUGUGAGCUAGAAAAUGCCAUGGCAUGGUUGUCUACAUUGGGUGGAGCCUUUUCAGCAUUAGGUGACUAUUUUGAAGAUUGUGCAGAAAAGGCUGGUUUAAUAUCUGUGCAGCAAUUUCGUUUAGCUUUAAGACUUGGGGAUCCACUCACAAUUUGCCGAUGUAAAAUAUACUUAUCUAUGAGUCUUCUUCAAAGAGGAUACUAUCGCAAAACAAAAAAGAUGAUCAGGGAAUUGUACAAAUUUUCAAUAGGUCCAGAAGGCUCAAAAGAUUUCAGACUAAAAAAUAUGUGUAUAGCAGUAUGGAACAAACUAAAAUAUGAACUGUCUCAAAAAGCAAUACCAACUGGAUCUCAUUCAGGUUGUAAAAAGGAAAUUACUCAGUGAUUAUAUAAAUUGGAUUGAUAAAUGUAACAGAAUAAAAUAUUUUUUCAUAAAUUAUUUACCGUAACUAUAUUCUGUGAUUUGGUGUUUUAAU